AUGGACAGAAGGGGAAACGAUGCACCGGCGAUCGGCAUUGACCUUGGAACAACCUACUCAUGUGUCGCCGUUUGGAAGCAUGAUCACAUCCAAAUCAUUCCCAACGAUCAGGGCAAUAGAAUCACACCGUCUUGUGUUGCUUUCAGUGAUGCAGAACAUGCUAAGAGGUUGAUUGGAAGGAGAUUCAGUGAUUCCAAAGUGCAGGAUGACAUCAAGUUGUGGCCUUUCAAGAUCAUACAAGGGCCUGCUGACACACCAAAGAUUGUUGUCUCCUACAAAGGUGAAGAGAAGGAUUUUUCAGCGGAAGAAGUUUCAUCGAUGAUUCUUGGGAAGAUGAAAGAAACUGCUGAGUCAUACCUUGGAAAAGUUGUGAAAGAUGCUGUGAUAACUGUCCCAGCUUACUUUAACGAUUCGCAACGUCAAGCAACAAAGGAUGCUGGAGCUAUUGCUGGACUUAAUGUCAUUCGCAUCAUCAAUGAGCCUACAGCAGCUGCAAUUGCUUAUGGUCUAGACAACAAGUCUGAUAUUACUCGGAAGAUCAAUGUGCUCGUCUUUGAUCUAGGUGGUGGCACAUUCGAUGUCUCUUUAUUGACCAUUGCAAAAGGUGGAACCAUUGAGGUGAAAGCUGUUGGUGGUGACACUCAUUUGGGAGGUGAGGAUUUUGAUAACCGCAUGGUGGAUUAUUGUGCUCGGGAAUUCAAGAGGAGAUGGAACAAGGACUUAACGGGGAACAAAAGAGCAUUAGGGAGGCUGAGAUGUGCUUGUGAGAAAGCAAAAAGGAUUCUCUCAUGCAGUAUUCAAACUUCCAUCGAAAUAGAUGGCUUGCAUGAGUCGAUUGAUUUUUCCAUGAAAUUCAGUCGAGCUAAAUUUGAAGAGCUCAACAUGAGUUUCUUCGAUAAAUGUAUUGCGACUGUGAACGCAUGUUUAAGCGAUGCAAAGAUGAAGAAAUCGUGUGUAAAAGAGGUGAUUCUUGUUGGUGGGUCAACUAGAAUACCGAAAAUCCAGUGUAUGUUGCAGGAAUGUUUUGAAAGGAAGGAGCUGUGCAAGAGUGUGAACCCUGAUGAGGCUGUUGCAUAUGGUGCAGCUGUCAUGGCUUCAAAGUUAAGUGGUAAUAGCGAUAAACGUGUUCGAGAUUUAAUAUUAUUGGACGUCACUCCUUUGUCCCUUGGUCAAGAAACAAGAGGAGAAAAAUUAACUGUUGUGAUCCCACGAAACACUCCUGUACCUACGAAGAAAUCCAAAGACUUUUAUACAUGUCAUGACAACCAAUCUCAUGCAACUAUUACGGUGUAUCAAGGUGAAAGAGCACGAUCUAAAGAUAUGCAUAUUUUGAAAAACGACAUCCUUAUAUGUUUUUGUAUGUUGAAUUGUAUCCUUAGAAGUGACAUGUUGAGAUAUAGAGGAUUAGCAGCCCAAAAUUCCCAAAUGAGAUACCUUCCCACUCUAUUCUAUUCUUAA
Molecule: messenger RNA, 1458 nt
Organism: Lactuca saligna
Lineage: Eukaryota; Viridiplantae; Streptophyta; Magnoliopsida; Asterales; Asteraceae
Source: the annotation of a GenBank genome assembly